This is a messenger RNA of Plasmopara halstedii, 319 nucleotides long. RefSeq lists its product as uncharacterized. The record is from RefSeq and is a predicted model, not a curated record. The annotation marks the transcript as partial. The transcript has a single exon. Lineage: Eukaryota; Oomycota; Peronosporomycetes; Peronosporales; Peronosporaceae.
AUGGGAAUGUUAGCAGCUCGAUCAAUUUACGAUUUGGAUGAUUUUGAAGCUAUAGAAAUGAUGUAUGAAGAAGAUUUUGAAAAUGAAGACGAAGAGGAGCAUGAAAAAGAGGAAGUGGAUGAAGGAAUGGGAAUUUUAUUAGAUCGAAUAAAUGAUGUUGAUAUGGACAAUCUGGACGCUCGAGCGGAUGAUAAGAAAGCUUUGUUUCCAACUGUGAGUCUUCAUGGAGUGGGAGAGUUGGUGCACGGAGUGUUUGAUUUAAAUUCGUUUUUGUUUGAUUUGUCAAGUUUUGAACAGCAAAUUCAACAAGAACGACAAU